Molecule: messenger RNA, 1239 nt
Organism: Rotaria sp. Silwood2
Lineage: Eukaryota; Metazoa; Rotifera; Eurotatoria; Philodinida; Philodinidae
Source: the annotation of a GenBank genome assembly
AUGUCUGCUACAAGUAACAUCCUUCAUGAAGCAGUCGAAAUCGAUGUUGAUUCAUUGGAGACAAAUGCUACUCAUUUGAUUUGUUUAAUUAAACCAGCAUGGACAUCGAAAAAACUAAUCUUUAAAAAAUUAGGUACUGAUGAUAAUAAUAUUUAUUAUUCAGUUUUUCCAAGUGAUUAUCAAGAUGAACAACAUGGUGUUGUUGUUAAAUUAUAUCCAAAAAAUUCAGAUGUAUAUACUAAUCGUCAAAAAGAACUUCAAUUAAUCGAACAACUUGUUCAUCAUGAAAUAGCUCCACGUGUUUUAUUAACAUUUAUUAAUGGAUAUUUUUCUACAUAUGCUCUUGGAAAAACAUUGAAUAUCAAAGAAGAUCAUACUCAUCAAUUGAUUUCUCGAAAAUUAGCUGAAUUUCAUUCGAUUUCAUUGAAAGUUAAUGAUAGUCUUCAUUUUGUCGAUAGACUUAAAAAACUUAUUGAUUUAUUUACUAAAAAAAAUAUUAGUUUACAUAAUCGACUUAUCGAAAUAAAUGAAAAACAAGAAAAACCUACUAAUAAAAAUCCAGAUUUUUUUACAACAUUAAAAUCUGUAAUUGGCCUAAAUACAACUUCUACGUCAGCACUUACAUUAGAUCAACUUGAAUUACAAUUAAAAGAUACAACAUGGACUCAACUUUCAACUGAAAUUGAUUUUAUAAAAUCAAUAUUUGAAAAUAAUUGGUCAAAACAUAAUUUACCUAUUGUUUUAUGUCUUAACAAUAUGGAUAUUCAUAAUUUUUUACUUGAUUUUAAAAAUAAAACAAUAUCAAUUAUUGAAUUUGAUCAUUGUUCAUAUAGUUAUUUUCUUAUCGAUAUUGUUUCAUAUUUUCUUGAAUUAGCAAAAGAUAAUUAUGAUAAUAAUUAUCCUCAACGACAUAUUCAAAAAUUAUUUCUUACUGAAUAUCUUAAAUAUUCAUCAUUAAAUUUAUCAAAUAUUAUUUAUGAUUCUGCCAAACCAAUUGAUAAUGAAUUAGAACAUUUAUGUGAUCUAUGUGGUUUAUUAAUUGCACCAAUUCAUUUAUAUUGGGCUUUAUGGGCUUUUUUACAAGGAUUACUUACAAAAUCUACGUCAACAUUUGAUUAUAUUAAUUAUGGUAAAAUUCGACUAGCACAAUAUCAAAAACACAAACAGAACUUUUUUCUUCCAUUAUAUCGCUCAGAUAAAAAUAGCAAUGUUCAAGUAGAAAAAAUUCACUAUUUUUGA